CCCUAUCUGAGCUCGAUUAGCGGUACUUAGUGGUUCCGGUGUCGCGUUGGCUGUUCAUUCCUGCUGGAGAUGCGGUGACGGGUCUGCGUUUGGCUCCUAGGGCGGCCGUCAUGGCUAACGUGUAUUCCCUGGACGGGCUCUUGGUCUUCGGCUUGCUCUUCGUUUGCACCUGCGCCUACUUCCGGAAGGUGCCUCGCCUGAAAGCCUGGCUGCUCUCGGAGAAGAGGGGCGUUUGGGGAGUAUUUUACAAAGCGGCAGUGAUUGGUACCAGACUUCAUUCGGCAGUGGCAAUAUCCUGCAUUGUCAUGGCUUUUUAUGUCCUCUUUAUAAAAUGAACCCCACUGCUUCAGAUGGACAACUGUUUAAAUGAAGAUGCUACGUUCUUUUGCUUCAGAGGACUGUACCUCUUAGCAGAAUUCACACAGAACCUAUACAGAUGGCAAGAAGAAAUUCUCCUGUGAAGUCUUGCUUGAGACCAAGGGAGUGUUGCUUAAAUAGCAGCAAUCUUCUGUGCUUCUAAGAGAGUUUCAACAAAAACCAAAAGAUUGUUUUACGCACAGAAUAUUAAAAUCAACAUUACAGUCUAUACAAGAGAAAUAUCACAGGUUUAUGGCAAGUAGAAAUGAGUGAGGUUUCUUCAGAGUCUGACAUAAUCUGGAAAUGGAAAGGUUGCUCCUGGUGUUUCUUUUGUCCCCCAAAUGUAGUAGCAUUGAACGGAUGUAGAUUUGUUUUCUUUGAUUACUGCACUUUGAGCUUACUUCCCAAAUUAUUAUAACAUGAAGAUGAGAAGAGUAUAUAAGAUUCAAUUAUAACUGAAGAUGAGAAACUAGCCAAUGAUAGAAUAAAACAUUUGUGCACUGUGAAAUUCUUGAAUUGAAGCAUAAAGGAAACAAAAUAUGAUUUGGUGAUACUCACUUAUCUUUUGUUGUUAUUAAUUAUCUUGUCACCUCAUACAAAUGGCUGAGUAUGGUUAAAAUGCCAUGUUAUUCUGUAGAACUCAGUUUGCAAGUAAGAAUUACAACAACUUAAACAUCCAAAAUGUGGUGUGGUAUAGGAGAAAACAGUGGGGACAUAAGAUGUGAGAUGUUAACAUGUUUAAAUUACAUUUAAAGAUCAUAACUUGUAUAUUUUGAGAAGUGUACAGACUUAAGUAUUUGUUCUAGUCUUUAUUUUUAAUGAUAUACUUUUAAAUUCUCCUCAUUCCACUCUUCCCCUUGAUAGUAACCUCCUGUCACCAUGUGCUUAAAGCAUAAGAGGUAUUCUUCUAGAAUAGAGGCAGUAAAAGAGCAUGUUUGACUUGUCUGUUUCAAGUUUAUAAUGUUGUAAGUGCUUGACAGAUUCACAAAUAGUUUCAAGGUUGGCCCUAAACAUUUUUAAUCUGUUGUUUGUAUAAUGCCAGUUCAACCCAAGAAAGCCAGUUUCUUUUUUAACACUAUACAUUUUGCCAUAGACAAAAACUGUCACUAAUUACAUAUCUAUUAAUCAGCAAGGACACUAAAGCCAUAACUUGGCCUUUGGUAUUCCAGCAAUAUGUGUUUGAAUAAAUCUGCCUUAUUUUAUCUUCCCUAUAUUUCCUGUCUAAAAUAUAUUGGAACCCUUCUUUUUUCAUAUGUGUGAUUUUUUGCUGGUUGGAAACUAUAGAAAUAAAAAUGAAUUUUGUCA
This is a messenger RNA of Candoia aspera, 1662 nucleotides long. It is a transcript of the gene TMEM167B, whose product is annotated as transmembrane protein 167B. Lineage: Eukaryota; Metazoa; Chordata; Lepidosauria; Squamata; Candoiidae. The record is from RefSeq and is a predicted model, not a curated record. The coding region runs from base 111 to 335 and encodes 74 amino acids. The transcript is spliced from 3 exons.